Oikopleura dioica is the source of this 2562-nucleotide messenger RNA. The record is from the annotation of a GenBank genome assembly. Lineage: Eukaryota; Metazoa; Chordata; Appendicularia; Copelata; Oikopleuridae.
AUGGACUUGCUCGACGGGCUCGACGACGACGGCGAUGGAGACGUCGACAACCCAGUCGAGAUUGAGAGGCGCACCGCCUCAAUUCUCCACCCAACGCAGCCGGAUCAAAGCGACCAAGCGCCAACUGCGGUCGCUCCAGAGGUCACUGAAGGCGCCAAGAGAAAAAUAAGAAAGGAACGAAAAUCUAGGUCAAAAAGCAGAUCCCGUCAAAAAGCUGAGCUCGCUGUCCAGCCCCAAGAAGGACUUCCUAUCGAUGUGGACCGAACAAUUUCAAUCGCAAGCACUGUUGCUUCAGAGCGAUCCUCGCGGCCCAGACGAAAGCGAAGCAAGGAUCCAGAAGCAGAAGCGCGUCGUCUUCAGCGAGAGGAAAAAUACAGAGAAGCUGGCUUGACGGACAAGGAAAUUCUUGAAAAAGAAGCGGAAAGGCGAAAACGAGCGCGGAGCAAGUCGCGAAAGCGGAAGGAGGAGCAAAUUAUGGCGGUGGCACUUGAGCGCUCCGAAACUGUCGGAGAAAAUGACGAAGAGCGGCGAGGGCGAAAAGACACGGAGCGACAGAAAAGGAGGGAGAAACGAGAACGCUCGCGAAAUCGAAACAAGGAGCAAGCCCAGCUCGAGCCCGCGUCGGAAAUUCUUGAGGAUUCUCAGCCCGUGACUACUACCGAACCAGCGGUGGAGGAAAACAAUAAUGAAAUAAACACAGAGCCCAAAAACAAAGAAGAAACUGAAGAAAUAGAAGCCCCUCCACCAGCACCUGCUCCAAGGAGUGUUCUUAACGUAACGCCGACUGAAGAAGCUGUCAAUAAUAAUGAGCCCGAAAUUGCUCAGCAGCCAGAAAUUAAUCAAGAUGUUCAAGAAGUUUCCGAGGAGGUGGAACAAAAAGAAGUGAUUUCAGAAGAGCCAGUAAACGAAACUGAAGUGCUGACAAAUGGAAAUCCUGACGAAAUGAAAACUGAAAUUCCAAGUGCUCCUGGUUCUCAAGAGCAAGCAGCUCAACUAAAUGAAGAGCCAGAGGGAGAAAAACCAGCUGAACAAAAUGUAGAAGAAAAUGAAUCAGCACCGACUGAAAUUGAAGAAAAAUCAGAAAAGGCGCCAGAAGAACAAGUUGCUGUCGAAGCAGUUCUGCCUCCAGCGCCACCGCCGCCGCUACCACCUGGAGUAGAAGCCGCUCCAGUUGCUGCUCAAGGUGCUCCUCCUCCACCACCGCCACCUCCUGGUGCGCCAGUGCCACUCACAGCCCAGGAGCCAGCUGCUACUGAAAAAACGAUAACGGAAGCAGUAGCCGAAGAAGGUGCAAUUGACGAGGACCCAACAGCUACGAUUGACCCGUCGAAUCUCGAUGGAGAGGAAAAGAGCUUUGCUUCUGAUCAAGAAGUGACCACUGGUUUGGAUCCGGACACUUACGCCGAUGCUGACGGACUCUCGGUCUCUGAAGCGCUGACUUCGAGGCUCAACGACGAAGUGAACCGCGUCUUUUCCGACAAAUUCUCUGUCCCUUCCAUGUCACGUGCUUCUUCAAUCUUAUCGCUGGCGAUCGAAGACCCUCAGCCAGAAGGGCAAGAGCGCAAGAAACGCUUUGGCCUUUUCGGAAAGAAAGAACGCGGCUCAUCGAAAAAGAAGGAACGCCCGAGUCGACUGGCAGAGAUUUACUUCGCAGUUCGGAAAGGAAUUGGCGAUUACAUUUCCAUCAACACUGCCGAAUUAAAUGUCCUCCAAACACAGCGGCUCAAUCAGGAAAAUCCAUCAAACGAGCUUAUUGAAACUUGCUCGAGUUUGCAGCAUUUGCUCGUCCGUCUUCAAGAGCACCAGGAAGAAAUAGACACUCUUUACGAGUCGUACACGGAGAUCGACAGGGACUGGCGCGAGGAGAAAAUCAAGCAGCCUUCUUCUGCGAUGCUUCAACACGAGCAAGACAUGAGCAGUUACUUGGGCGAGUUUUCGGUCAAGAUGAAGGGCUUGCUCGGUUUCUCAAGACUCAAAGCUGGGGAUCAAUAUGAAGUGACGCUCCGAUACGGAAAAGGACAAAAGUGGAAGUCGCAAGGAAAAGUCGAAAAGGAUGGACUCAACUUGAAACAAUCCUGGACAGAGACAGACACUGUUUUCAGGCCGACUGUGGGCGAGUUCAUCGCGAUCAAAGUCACCGAAGCGCGCAAGAUUGGCAAGGGCGUCGUCGUCGGCAAUGUGUCGUGCGAGACGAAAGAUCUCUUCAAUUCGGACAUGCAGCAGCUCGAUGUUGAGCUGAACGAAAUGGGUUCGCUCAAGUUGUCGAUCAUGGUCCACUGGAAGCCCUUUGUGGGCGAGGAUAUUAAGCCAAUUGGCUCGGCGAUGCUGUCUGAAAUGGCGGCGAACAUGACGGGCGGGUUGGAUAUUCCACCGUCGAUUCGAGACAGCGAUCAGAUUUCGCUGGCGCCCACUAUGACUCCGUCGGAAAUGUCAACAAUGCGCGCGCCUUCAAUUGUGGCGACGGAAGUGGCGGCCACCUCAAUCGCGGCGACAUCGGCAAUCGAGAUUCCGGACAUUGCCGACUCAGUCCGCGAUAAUGACACUCUCGUCAAGGGAUCCUAA